Molecule: messenger RNA, 1356 nt
Organism: Punica granatum (pomegranate)
Lineage: Eukaryota; Viridiplantae; Streptophyta; Magnoliopsida; Myrtales; Lythraceae
Source: RefSeq, a predicted model, not a curated record
CCCUCUCGACCCCGUCGCAUCCCACGGAGGCGAUGACACAAAAAAAAAAAAAAAAAGGAGAGAACUUCCGCAGAGAGGAAGCAGAAGCAAAGUCAGUUUCCUGAUCAUUAAUCAUCCGCAGAGAACACGGUGAGGAAAUUGAAACGGAAGCACUGAGUGGAACUUCGGAGAGAUGAGCGUGAUCGACCUGAUAACGAGGGUCGACGCGAUUUGCAAGAAGUACGACAAGUACGAUGUCGACAAGCAGAAGGAGCCUAACGUCGCCGGUGACGACGCUUUUGCCCGCCUCUACGGCGUUAUCGAGGCUGAUGUCGAAUCCGCCGUCCAGAAAUCGGAGUUGGCGGCGACGGAGAAGAACAGAGCUACUGUGGUCGCGAUGAACGCGGAGAUUCGGCGGACUAAGGCUCGGCUGCUCGAGGAGCUCCCCAAAUUGCAGAGACUGGCAUUCAAAAAGGUGAAGGGACUUUCGAAAGAAGAGCUCGAGGCUCGAAACGAUCUAGUCUUGGCUCUGAAGGACAGAAUUGAAGCUAUUCCUGAUGGGACUGUUGGUGGAUCUUCCCAAAAUGGUGGUUCUAUGGCCUCAACUUCUCGCAUGGGGAUCAAAUUCGACACGACUUCAGAUAGGAGAUAUGAUAGUGAACACUAUCAGCAAACUGAGGAAUCCGACAGGUUCAGGCAGGAGUAUGAAAUGAGGCGAAUCAAGCAGGAUCAAGGGUUAGAUGUGAUUGCAGAGGGAUUGGACACCCUGAAAAACAUGGCUGGUGACUUGAAUGAGGAAUUGGACAGACAAGUACCCCUGAUGGAUGAAAUAGAUGACAAGGUUGACAGGGCAGCGUCUGAACUCAAAAACACAAAUAGGAGGCUCAAAGAUACAGUUACUCAGCUGAGGUCGAGUCGCAACUUCUGCCUCGACAUAAUCCUUCUGUGUAUAAUUCUCGGGAUAGCAGCCUACUUAUACAACGUGCUGAAAUAGAAAAUGCUUGUGAGCUCGGAUUUGCAACCUCACACGAGAUGCCCCAUCUUUCUGCCAAUAGGUUUCCAGUCAAUCCUCACGGUGUGAUCUGCUGUAUUAUCCUGUUCUUGGAGGAGUUCUUUGUAGAGUUUCCACCCUCUGUGGUUAUCUAUGGUUCCGGAUAAAUUUUUCCCCGUUGUGUGUGUGAUUACCGAGGAAUCUAUGCAUAAACGGAGUAGUUUGAAAUGCAUGUGUUACAUGUUCCAUAACAUACAAGUUAGCUGUAAAGGGUCUUGCCCUGAAUAAAAACUUGAUGAACUAUUAUGUAAAGGAGAAUCUGCUUAUGGAUAAGGAUUCAUCCAUUCCAUAUAUGUAUAAUUGAGAGUGUCCUUUUCCUUGUCGUA